Messenger RNA from Silurus meridionalis, 1441 nucleotides. Its product is annotated as mediator of RNA polymerase II transcription subunit 15-like. Bases 84 to 1175 code for a protein of 363 amino acids. Lineage: Eukaryota; Metazoa; Chordata; Actinopteri; Siluriformes; Siluridae. The transcript has 7 exons. The record is from RefSeq and is a predicted model, not a curated record.
GUUGGCCAAUCAGCUACUUCAGCGGUGACACCUCAUUGCGCGCGACGAUCCCAAGCACCAUUGCGAUUUUCUAUUUUCAUACAAUGACAAAGCGAAAAUUCAGGCCUUGCCCUGCUUGCCAGGUCAAGAACCAGGCUAUCAGGAAGUGCUGCAGCGCCUGCUAUACAAACCUCUGCAAGACUAAAAAGAUGGAGGGCCUCAAAGACCGACUGGAUAAUGCGUGGGGGCAGGGGGUCUGGAAAAACCGGAAUGCGUCACGAGUGGUUUCUUCUGCUCAAGUUGCAGUGCAGAAACUUGCUGCCUUGGGCUAUAUGCCCAUUUUAUUUAUGGGCAGAAAAAAAAAGAAUUUGUUGAUCGCCGAUAUAAAUUCUGGAAUACCACUCAAUGAGGACACACGACCUUUUGUUGAUGCCAUGAAGAAGGCUUAUGAGUAUUUACUUAAAAAGCAAGGACCCCAGAUGUCUCCUUUACAUCCCCAGCCUGACCAGCAUAUCCAAAUCCCAACCCAGCCUGACCAGCAGAUCCAGCCCCAUCCUGACCAGCAGAUCCAAUCCCCAAUCCAGCCUGACCAGCAGAUCCAGCACCAUUCUGACCAGCAGAUUCAGACCCAUCCUGACCAGCAGAUCCAAACCCCAACCCAGCCUGACCAGCAGAUUCAGCACCAUUCUGACCAGCAGAUUCAGACCCAUCCUGACCAGCAGAUCCAAACCCCAACCCAGCCUGACCAGCAGAUUCAGCACCAUUCUGACCAGCAGAUUCAGACCCAUCCUGACCAGCAGAUCCAAACCCCAACCCAGCCUGACCAGCAGAUUCAGCACCAUUCUGACCAGCAGAUCCAGACCCAGACUGAAGCUCAACAGAUUGAUGAUGAUGUCAUCCUCAACCUCUAUUUUUUGCCCUCUCCAUCCCAUGUCCAGACUCACUCUGAAGCUCAACAGCUCCAGGUCCAGCCACGGCCCCAGCAAAUUCAGCCGCUGACUGCCAAACCAAACAAUAAAAAAAAUAAAAAAGGGUGCCGAAAAUGCAGCAGGCAAAAAGUGUGGCAAUACGACACGAUUGUUGACAAAAGAAUGACAGGGGAUAAGGCUGAAGUAAAGGUGCGCUGGUUGCCUUGUUCUCAGUGUGGCAAAGCCUGGGAGGACACAUGGGAGCCAGCCAGCCAGUUUCCUUCCUGAGCUUAGCACAGGACUCCUACAGCAGUGACCUGCAGUUCAAAUGAACAUUUCACACACACACACACACACACACACACACACACACACACACACACACACACUGCUGAUGUUAUAUGUGUGUUCAUACUAUGUUUGAUUGCUGUACAUUUCUUUAUUUGUUGUUUGCCUUUACUGUCUUUCAAAUGGCACUAAAUAUGUCUUCAUCUCUUUGUUGGACUUGUGCAGUAAAGUGAAGUUAUUGUAUUUCUGAUUAUGGUUCUAAUAAA